CCCCCCCCCCCCCCCCCCAAUAUCUCCUACAUCAUAUCCCGCCGUGUCGCACCCCGCCUCCGUGGCACACACUGCACACACAUACACACACACGCACUCACACACACAUAUCCAUCUACUCAUCCUCUCUGCUGCUGCUGCCACGGCCUCAUCUACCACGGCUGCUACUACUCUUCUUACCUCACCUUUACUUGCUUUAUCCACGGCCCCCCCGACCACUCACCCACCCGCCCAUUGAAGAGAGGAAGCACUCACCAACAAGGAAAAAAGUACGGAUACGUGCGCGCGCCGCCCGCUUCGCCCGCCCCUCGCGGGCAGGAACAGAUCCCCGAACCGCAAUCUCUCGGCGGCUCUCUCCUCCCUCACUCUCCGAGUCUUGCUCGAGGGCCCAUCGCCGUCCAUGUUCGCUGCGACGACGACGACGACCGCCGUCGCCGCAAUGGACCCUCAUGCCCAGCAGCAGCAACAACAACAACAACAGCAACAGCAACAACAAGCCCAGCCUCCACAGGACCCUCCCGAGUUCAUCCUCGACGUCUUCGCCGACCCGCGAUCUGUCCGAGACGUCGUCAAAGGUGCGCGCCCUUCCCCUCGCCCCGAGCAGAGCCCUUGUCUAGCAUGUCUUUCCCUUUGCGUCAGGGCCUCAUCGCCUGCCGGCCGGCCAAGCCAAACCCCCCCGUCCUUCUCUUUCUUAUCAACUGGCAUCCUGCAUACCAUCUUCUUCACCCGCUUCUUCCCCUCCCUCGCCCCCCGCACGCGUGAGGUCCUCGACCUCACCCUCCCCUACGUCGACGAUGACGAGCUCGAGACCAUGAUCGACCAGCGAGCCGCCGCCCUUGAACGCCAGCUCGACGCCCAGCGCAACAGCAACACCCACAGCCACAGCCAAAACUAUAGCAACAGCAACAGCAACAGCAACAACAACACCGCCUUCACCACUACUGGCGGCGGCGGAGGCAGGGGCCAGGUCACGGUCCAGUUCUUCGAGAAGAAGCGUCGCAAGACCUGGCUCUCGCGCGGAGACGAAGAGGUCUGCUGGGAGUGCUGGACCGUCAAGGUCACCGUCGCCGAGCCGCGCACAGAAAGCGGUACCGCUGCCCCCCGACCCCUUCCUCCCCCUUUUCUUCUCUAGUGACGAUUGCUUACGCAACUCUUCUUCCUGCAGAGCGCGCCAAGGUCCGCCGCGCCAUGGAGCAGACCCUCUUCACCACGGCCAUGAAGAUUGUCACGUUUGCCAACGCCCAAAAGGACCACAUCCCCCCCAUCACCUCGCAGGGCGGCAACCCUUUCCCCUUCAAGAUUACCGUCGACCAGCAAAAGGAGACGGGCUGGGCCGCCCGCAUGCGCAUAUACUAAAUCGGACCCGGCAUGAAUGGCCUCGCGUGGUGGUCUUGUUGCUUUUAACAACAUGAACAACACGCACGCACGCAUGCACGCACGCACACAACACUGGAGUGGACGACUGUUGUUCUAGGAUACGGCGUUUUGGGGGAUCAGCUGGGUUCUGUGUGGGGAGAGGGGUAUUUGUUUGUUCCAACGGAGGCGCGAUUCUUGUUGCACUUAGAUACCCGAGUUGGCGUCCGUACGAGAUAUACAUGGUGGUGAGCCAAAGCAUAGCAAUGCGGUCAAGUCAGACCCAGCGUCAGUCACAUAGGGGAACCCUCGUCACUGCGUCGUGCAAAUGGAACUUGGUUCAACUUUCAGAGGCGCGUCAAAGGCACCCGUGUCCGCACCCGUUUUGCAAAGUCAAGUCAAUCUGAGCCCGUGUGUGACCCGAAACGCUCUGACCCCCAACGCUGAUCCAGCCGCC
Messenger RNA from Purpureocillium takamizusanense, 1810 nucleotides. RefSeq lists its product as uncharacterized. Lineage: Eukaryota; Fungi; Ascomycota; Sordariomycetes; Hypocreales; Ophiocordycipitaceae. The record is from RefSeq and is a predicted model, not a curated record. The coding region runs from base 401 to 1132 and encodes 243 amino acids. Gene Ontology annotation, biological process: autophagy; autophagosome assembly. Gene Ontology annotation, cellular component: phagophore assembly site. The transcript has 2 exons.